This is a messenger RNA of Maniola jurtina (meadow brown), 1963 nucleotides long. Its product is annotated as putative nuclease HARBI1. The record is from RefSeq and is a predicted model, not a curated record. Lineage: Eukaryota; Metazoa; Arthropoda; Insecta; Lepidoptera; Nymphalidae. The transcript has 4 exons. Bases 278 to 1387 code for a protein of 369 amino acids.
GGCCAAUUUCACCGACAAAACUAAACGCGAUUAGUUCACGCUAAACUCAGUUUACGCACAUAACUGAGUUUAGGGCCAUAGUUUGCAUUUCACCGACGUCAAUUAAACGCAGUUAAAGCUAAACGCGGUUUAAAUUCUAAACGCCCAAUUUUCUACGUUUAGCUUCGUAAAACCGAGUUUAGAGAGCUGUCAAGUGUCAACUGUCAACAGUGUCCAUGUCUUAAGUUAUAUAUUUUCAUACUAUUUGUAUUUUGUAAAGUAAUCUUUGCUGAUCACUAUGAAAAGAGCAUUGGCAUUAGCUUUUGACGAUAGUGAUACUGAUGAGGAAUAUAUUGUUCGUCGUCCAAGAUGGAUACGAGAAAGAGAACAGCACUUCGACACCCUUGAUGAUAAGGACUUUGUAACAAGAUUUCGUCUCACGAAACCCACAGUUCUGUCUGUAUUGGAAUCGAUUGAAGACAAGCUUGAGUUUCCUACAAAUAUAAAUUACAGUGUAGCUCCUAUUAAUCAGUUGCUAUGUGCUUUACGUUUUUAUGCUACUGGGUGCUACCAAGUAACUGCUGCUGACUUAUGUGGAUUUAGCACAUCUACUGCACACAGAAUUGUGCACAGAGUUAGCGCUGCAAUCGCUUCGCUCCGAACACAGCACAUUUACUUUCCGGAGCUACCAGAUGAGAUCCGAGACACACAAAGAGAAUUUUAUGAAAGAGCCAGGUUUCCAUGUGUUAUAGGUGCAAUCGAUUGCUCUCAUGUGAAGUUCAUUAAAUCACCAGGUGGAGAGAAUCCAGAGAUUUUUCGGAACAGAAAACACUAUUUUUCUUUGAAUGUUCAAGCCAUAUGUAAUGCCAAAUUGGAAUUUACAGAUGUGGUUGCUCGAUGGCCAGGGAGUACACAUGACUCAUAUAUUUUCAGUAAUUGUUAUAGAAGAGCUAUGUUUGAACAGGGCCGGUAUGGAAAUGCUGUGCUUGUGGGAGAUGCAGGCUAUGCCUGUAACAAUUAUAUGAUGACUCCAUUGGAUCAAUGCAAUACUGAGGCUGAAAAUUUGUACAAUGAGUCUCAUAUAAGGACCAGAAAUUGUGUAGAGCGAUUGUUUGGAGUCUGGAAAAGACGUUUCCCAGCGAUGGCAAUUGGAUUAGGUGUUUCAGUGCAGCAUUCAUUUCCAAUAAUUAUUGCCACAGCUGUAUUGCACAAUAUUGCAAGGAGAAGUGGUGAAACAACACCACCAGAUGAUAAUAUAAUAAUUAAUCCAGCCUCUUGGGAUGCUAUAUUAGCUGAUGGCAAUAUUAAUAUUGCGAAUAUGAAUGCUGCACGAACACAAAGAACAAAUCCAAAUCAUAGAAGACGUCAUGAAUUUGUAACAAACUAUUUUGCCCAAUUGGAAAGAUAAAUUCUAGAGUCUAUAUUAAUAAUGACCGCAGGCUGUCGACCAUAACAUAUUUCAGGCGCACUUUGGAAUACUUUGGACACUUUGCCCUGGAAAAACAUCAUAUUAUUAUGUGAGGUGAUCUGCGCUAAGGAUUGUGACCCUCAUUAAUGGGGAUGAAGAUGCCACAUGUCACUCUCUUGUUUACCGAACAAACUUAAAGGAAAUUAAAAUUAUAUAACAUAAGGAAUAUGCCAAUUUCCUUAUAGUCUAUAGUCAUAGUAGUUAUAGUUAUAGUAGUUAUACUGAUUGAUAUAUAAUAUAUUAAAAUAAAGAUAAUUUUAUUGCAAAUGCAAAGAUAAAAUAUUGCCUUUGAAAAAACGUUCAUGACUUACUAAUUGCCAGGCUUUAAAAUUUCAAAAUUUUAAUUAAAAAUAGCCUUGACCAUAUUUUUAUAGCCAAUACAAUUGCAAUUUGUUUUUAGGGUUCCAUACCUCAAAAGGAAAAACGGAACCCUUAUAGGAUCACUUUAUUGUCUGUCUGUCUGUUGCUGGUUCUUCUCGGUAGGAAAGGCAUUCUGAAUCAGUGGUAGAUGCUCUA